Clunio marinus is the source of this 276-nucleotide messenger RNA. The record is from the annotation of a GenBank genome assembly. Lineage: Eukaryota; Metazoa; Arthropoda; Insecta; Diptera; Chironomidae.
AUGAAUCAUUCAUCAGAAUGUUUUCUGUGUUUUUUAACUCUGAUUCAACCUAACGAGACUUUCGUGACAUUGGCCUUUGAAGCUUUCAUUUAUCUUUUUUGGGAUAUUUUAUAUCUUCAUAUACUGCAAUGUACUUCAUUGAAAAAGGUCACAACAAAUAAGACGAAUAAAAUAAAUCAACUCAAUUCAACCGACAAUGCUAGAAACAAGAGUCAAGGGAGUUUUCGUGUCACAACAGUUUUUAAACUCACUCGUAAACAAGACAUCACGAUCUGA